Molecule: messenger RNA, 2877 nt
Organism: Nasonia vitripennis (jewel wasp)
Lineage: Eukaryota; Metazoa; Arthropoda; Insecta; Hymenoptera; Pteromalidae
Product: odorant receptor 46a
Exons: 6
Coding region: 926-2095 (389 amino acids)
Biological process (GO): sensory perception of smell; detection of chemical stimulus involved in sensory perception of smell
Cellular component (GO): plasma membrane
Molecular function (GO): odorant binding; olfactory receptor activity
Source: RefSeq, a predicted model, not a curated record
AAUAUUCGUGCGACGGUAGCCGCCUAUACAAUGUUACGAAAUUACAUAUUUUAGGAAUGAUUACAGAGCACGCAUAUUCAUUUGUAUGGGCUGCUAGCGUACGGGUCUCGGGUAUAUACAAGACCUUAGACGUAUAAUUUUCUUAUAUUUUGCACGUUCGCGAAUCAUUUGGCGUCUCUUCGAUAGAGCUUAUAAUUAUCGAGAGCCAUUCGUUGGGUAGGUAACAAAAAUAGAGACGUACACGACGAAAAAAAUACAUUGUAUGCUCGACAAUGUAUAUGUAAGUAAAUUAGAUAUGCUGAUGCGAAUAUUAUGUGUCCGAUUCGAUACACCCGCGCAUACGCCUGUAUACACCUUUAUGAAAAUAAUAAAGGAUGUGAUAUGCGAAAAUGCGAAACAAAGAAAGAAAACACGUGUAUAAUAUAUUACAUGCGAUGCCGAGAUAGAUAACACUAUGGCUAAUGCAUUAUACUUAUCGUUUUAUACUUCAACAAUAAUAUAUCCAGAUAGUACAUUACGACACGUAUCACAAAGAGCGAGGUAUCUAAUCAAUUGAUUUUAGAAAUUCACAAGAUUCUAGAGAACACCUUAGAAGUUUGUAAUGUAUCGUGUCUAGAACCAUCCGAAUAAUUAACGCUGAACGGCGCCGUUCACUAUUAUCUUAGCUCCAAGUUAUUACACUGGUGCACACAUCGCAUUACAUAAAUUACAUACCUUCACAAAGUCUUGCAAACGCAUUAAAUUAAUUAUAACAAAGGCACGUUUAAAGUAUUGAUUUCAUUUUCUAUCGCAGAUCUGGUAAUGCUGUACCGGUACAUUUCCACUAACGUUUCUAUGUACACACAUACACUUCUCCUUGGGCGACCAUGAACCCGAAUUUUUCGGAAAGUGCAGUCAAUGACAAUAUAAGACAAAGUAAAAAGUAAUGCAUACUAUACGUUUACCUUUUACUAUUCUUAAAUAUAUUGGCAUUUGGAAACCAAAUAGUUGGAAGUCGACGUGGAAGGGUUACCAAUACGACUGUUGGUCUUUAGCAGUAAUGAUGAUAAUGUAUUCUUUUGUAGCCACAGAGCUAAUUGCAGUUGUCAAAUUAAUUUCUGAUCAUUAUGAUGAAAUUUCGGACACAUUGUUUCUGUUGCUUACUACUGCUGGUGUUUCUAUUAAAUCCAUGAAUUUUUUGGCAAACAGAGAUAAUAUGGCUCAUCUGGGAGAUAUGCUACUGAAAAGCUGCUGCAUUCCGAAAAACUUGAAUGAAUUGAAGAUUCAAAAAAAGUUCGAUGACGUCAACAGAUUCGUUACACUGAUGUGCAUAACUAUGGUAUACGGAAAUAUUAUGACAAUGAUGACAAUACCAUUACUGCAAUCAAAGGAACAUCGCAAUUUACCUUUUAAAACUUGGUUGCCCUAUGAUACGAGAAGCAACAGCUUAAAUUACUGGUUGUCCUACCUUCAUCAAGGUUUAGGAUUAGCUUGCUGUGGAACAAUGGGUGUCAUGAUUGUCAAUAUCAUUACUGGUUUUAUGCAGCAGGCUUGCGCCCAAUUCGAGAUCUUGGAUUCGCGUUGGAGAAAUUUGCCUAAAAUCGUUGAGAUAGCAAGAUCUAGAUGGUCUGAUAGUGCAGCUGAUGAACACGAAAACAUAAUGCUGAGCCAAUACAUCAGGCAUCAUAUUCAUGUAUAUGAGUAUAUGAAUGAAUUUGUAAAGACCUUCAACAUUAUAAUUCUGGUACAAUUCUGUGUAAGUUCCGUUGUUAUCACAAUAAGUGUUUAUCAAAUGUCUAUAAAGAGUCUGGGUUUGGAAUGGUUCAUGGUUUUUGGCUACGCAGUGAGCAUGUUAACGGAAUUCUUUUUGUACUGUUGGUUUGGAAACGAAGUGACGUUAAAAAGCAUGGAUUUUGCUUUGAAAAUCUAUGAUACAGAGUGGAAUUUAUUAAACAUAAAAUCUUGGAAAUUAAUUUUAUUUGUAACACAUCGUACUAGGAAGCCCAUUGUUGUACGCUGCUACAAUUACAUUGUAUUAUCUCUAGACACUUAUGUUAAUAUUAUAAGGCUUUCUUAUUCAGCAUUUAAUCUAAUAAGAAGUUCGGCUGGAACUUGAUGCUAGUUUCAUCUUGUUAGACGAUUUUAACAUGUAAUAUUAAUAAUAAAACAAGAAGAUAUUUUUUGUCCAGAAUUAUAGUAUUUGUCUCGGGUACUUAUUUCUACGUUUACGUACCUGAAUCGCUUUAUCUAGACUACGUUAAUCUGAGAGUAGAUAAUUGAUAAUUUAUGUAUAACGAAGAUAAUAUCGGCUAGUGCGUAUAUGAUGGUAAUAGCAUGCAAAAUAAGAAUUAUUUAUAAUUAUGAAUAGAUCUGAAUCGUUGGCGCAGAUAGGACUUGCGAAUCACUUCACUUCAUACAUAUAAGAGGAACACUGAACACUCCGCUCUUUCUGCCUACUUCGGGGACAACGCUAUAUCAUCAGUAUUAAAUCCUUUCGUUGUACAUAUAUACGUGAAAUAUUAUAUUAGCAAAGUUAUAUAUAUUUGCACAUCCAAUGUUGUAUAUUGGGGCUGUUACGAUAUGAUAGAAACUAGUUUUCAAUUCGAUCUCGCUACAAUGUGGAGUUCGGAAAGUGAAAAAGAAACGUUUCAGAAUGAAUCACUUGACAUAGAAGAUGUAAAAUCUGUUGAUACAAGUUUUCAACAAGAUCAAGAAAUAAACGAAGAUGAUAGCCUUCCCGGAAAAUCAAGAAGUAAAUAUUAUGCCGCUUACAAUAUCUUUUCAAAUUGGUUGAAAGAAAACGAGGCAACUAUAUCUGAAGAAACUAUGUUAGUCUAUUUUGAUAAAUAUAUGAAGAAAUACAAGCCCUCAAGUGUUUGGGCGCACUAUUCCAUGAUU